GAAGUAGAGGUGAAAAUGGUUAAAGAGGAGGAAAUAAAAGCCGAAAAAAAAGUCGAAAGCGAAGAGAAGAAGAAGAUGAUGAUCAUAGAAAAGAAAAGAAAGAGAAGGUAUGGGUUAUUGCUUGCAUGCAAGGAUUCAGAGUACGUGAAGAAGGUGCAUGGAGGGUAUUACAAUGUGUUUGUGAAGGCAUUUGGAGAGGAAGGAGAGGAGUGGGACUUGUUUAGGAUUGUGGAUGGGGAGUUCCCACAAAUAGAGGAUAUAAAUAACUUUGAUGGAUUUGUAGUGAGUGGAAGUCCUUAUGAUGCUUAUGCUAAUGAUCCUUGGAUCUUGACACUUUGUUUUUUCAUCCAAACUUUGUAUACCAUGAACAAGACUCUCCUUGGUGUUUGUUUUGGCCAUCAGGCUAUAUGUCGAGCUUUGGGAGGAAAGGUUGGCAAAGCUUGUCAUGGUUGGGACAUUGGUGUAACAAAGUUGAUAAUGGUGGAAAACUCAUUUUGGUGCAAGUAUCUCCCAAGUGAUGAAGAACUUAUUCCUUUAUUCCCUUCCAUUCUUGAAUGCCACCAAGAUGAGGUGUGGGAAGUUCCAGUUGGUGGUGAAGUGAUAGCGUUCUCAGAGAAAACAAGGGUGGAGAUGGUCACAAUUGGAGAUCAUAUUUUGGGAAUUCAAGGCCACCCUGAGUACACUAAGGACAUCAUCUCUGAACUUAUUCAACGUUUACUUGCCAAUCAUUCAAUCCAAUGGGAUUAUGCUGAGGAUUUGAAGUCUAAACUUGAGACUUUGGAGCCUCAUUGGAAGUUUUGGCAAAAGAUAUGCAAGAGCUUUCUCAAGGGAUGAUGAACAUCAUAUUUAAUUAUAUAUGUUGAUCAUUCUCAUCUCAUGUCAUCUUAAUUCUCCCUUUUUUUUUCUUGGUUGUUGUUGCAUGAGUGAUCAUAUGUUAAUUAAGUUUCUAA
This is a messenger RNA of Dioscorea cayenensis subsp. rotundata (Guinea yam), 950 nucleotides long. RefSeq names its product gamma-glutamyl peptidase 3-like. The transcript is spliced from 4 exons. The record is from RefSeq and is a predicted model, not a curated record. Lineage: Eukaryota; Viridiplantae; Streptophyta; Magnoliopsida; Dioscoreales; Dioscoreaceae. Gene Ontology annotation, cellular component: cytosol. Bases 16 to 834 code for a protein of 272 amino acids.